Messenger RNA from Aphis gossypii (cotton aphid), 5987 nucleotides. RefSeq names its product protein nervous wreck (gene nwk). The coding region runs from base 503 to 3433 and encodes 976 amino acids. The record is from RefSeq and is a predicted model, not a curated record. Gene Ontology annotation, cellular component: recycling endosome; neuromuscular junction. The transcript is spliced from 19 exons. Gene Ontology annotation, biological process: neuromuscular synaptic transmission; regulation of actin filament polymerization. Gene Ontology annotation, molecular function: protein binding. Lineage: Eukaryota; Metazoa; Arthropoda; Insecta; Hemiptera; Aphididae.
AGUCGUCGGUAUAUAGGUUAUACGCGACGCGCGCGGGCUGUUGUGCGAUCGCGCGAUUCACCGCGGACUACAGCUUACGGGUACACGGGAACGGCCCGGAAGAGAAGGAGGACCGCGAAUGGGCAAAAUAGAUCGACACCGAAAAUCGGAACUAGGAGGACAACACCACCGUCGUUUUUAGUACAAUAUUAAUUUAUACGCGGCCCGAACGGAUCGAUCGCGUCCGCUUUUGACGAGAGACGAAAACAAUAAUAUUUAUCAUCCCUCCUGGCUCCGGAAGUGCGCAUAAUCCGCAUAACAGAGUACAGCAAUCAUUUAACAUAUUUCAGUCGCACUACCGCAGCGUGGUGUAUAUACUGCAGCUACGCCAUAACAAUAAUCACAUUAUACGCGUCAUGUGCGCGUGACGAUCGCGACGACACGACACCGACGGACGUCGUACGGGGCAGCGGGCACGUAUAGAUCGCUGGAUCGCUGAAUCGUCGUCUUCGCCGUCGUCGAGAUGCAACCGCCUCCCAGGAAGGGGAAUUAUGUAAAAUUUUUAAAAAAUCUUCAUUCAGAACAAAUAGCAAAAUUACUUUUAAAAAACCAAAACGAAUGUGAUUUGUUGGAAGAUAUAAGGAGUUUUUUGAUCAAAAAAUCUUCUAUAGAGAAAUCAUAUUCAGAUGCAUUACUUAAAAUAUCUGUCGCUUUUUUGAACAAGAAAAUUGCUAAUAUACCGGACAUAAAGACUGAAGGCAGUGAAGAAAAAUGGAAUAUGUGGAAUGUAUGGCGAACAGUUCUCGAAGAAAACGAAACGGCUGCAAAAGCACGAUUAGAAGCUAUCGAAGUUUUACAAAACCAAAUAAAUGAUGAGGCGAAAGCUCUUCGGGCGCAUAAACUUCAGAUUGCAAAAAAAUGUACAGAUCAUUUAGCAUUGGUACAAAAAGAGCUUCAUUCUUCCGUUCAAGAUGUAGAUAAGACGAAAAAGUUUUAUUUUGACGAAGAACAGAGUGCUCACGAAGUGAGAGACAAGGCUAAGGAUAUAGAAGAAAAGUUAAAGAAAAAAAAAGGUUCCUUCUUCCAGUCAAUCACUUCUUUACAAAAAAACAGUGUAAAAGUGUCUUCCAGAAGAGAAGUUUUGGAAGAGAAAUCUUCGGGAGCUAGAAAUGAUUAUUUACUGAGUCUGGCGGCUGCAAAUGCACAUCAGACACGAUACUUUUUGGUUGACCUUCAAAAUGUAAUGAAUACUAUGGAACACAAUGUUUAUGAAAAAGUACAAGAAUAUUUGGCAUUAUUGAGCAAAAUUGAGCUCCUUACGUGUACUGUUGUUCAUAAUUCGUUUAAGAAAGUCAGAGACCAAGCGCAACAAUUAAGUCGAGAGUACAACAUGCAAUGCGUAUACCUUUUCUACCCCGUGUUGAAGCAACAUGUUCAAUACCAAUUCGAACCUUGUGACGGAGACAGUAUAGAUCACAUUACAGCGGAUCACGGUGGAGUAGUGACAAUACUUAGCCAAGAAGCAAAAAGAUGGGCCACACGAAUAAUUAGAGAGACGAAUAACAUAAAAGAAAACACUAGAAAACUACAGGUCUUCCAAGCUCUCAGGGAUUCUGGACAAAAGAACGACCCAAAUGAUCCAAAUGGACCUGAUUUGGAAACUAAAAUAGAAUCAUUGAAAAACAGCAUUCGGAGAUCAGAAAUAGCCAAAGCCAAAGCUGAAUCUCGUAUUGAGUGUUUGAAAAAUGGAGAUGGAAAUGUUAAUGUAGAAGAAUGGUUAGCAGACAUGGGUGAUAUAAACGCCGAACUUCAACGAUCAAAUAGUACAUCUUCAUUACCAACUGAUGGAGGUGCAACUAGUGCUAUGACAUCUGACUAUGAUAGUGAGGAUUACGGAGAUGGGCCUUCCGACAGUCCGGUACCAUCCGAUCAACCACAGUCAUCGUCUCAAGAUGAAGAAGAUCGACCAGAUUCGGCGGAAAUUGAUAAAGAUUGGGCACUUGUGGAAAAAGAACGUCAACGUAUUGAACAAUUAACGGCUGGUUGGGACGAUCCGACUCAGGUGAAUUGGGAAGAAACACGUGACACCGAAGAAAAAACGAUGUACCCUCAAACUGCACCAGAAGAACCCGAAGGCCCUGUUUAUAAAUGUACUGCGUUAUACAGCUAUACUGGUCAACAUCCUGAUGAGUUAAGUAUCGUUGAAAAUGAGCAACUUGAAGUGUUUAGCGUAGACAGUGAUAAUUACGGUUGGUCAAAAGCUAGAAAUUACAAAGGUGAAGUAGGGUAUGUACCAUCUAAUUAUCUGGAUAUCGAACAAGAAACGUGUGAUCCAGAAACACACGAUACCCCUACCACAUACCAACUUAGAUCGCAGAUUAGUUUCUCUUCGGUGGACUAUAUGGUCAAUGACGAGGCAACCAAUCAAUUACAGCACUGUCAGUCUGAUGAAGAUGUUGAAGCUGAAGAACAAUCAUCAGAAAAAAGCAUCACUACAGUGUGGGAAAAGAAAGAUGGAGGUAUCAUAGAAAUACCAUCGUAUUGUAUAGCCCUAUUCGAUUAUGAUGGAAACGAUCCCGAAGAAUUGGGUAUGAAAGAAGGCCAAAUUAUUAAAGUUGUCGACAAGACUACGCACGUUGACGACGGCUGGUGGGUUGGUGAAUUGGGUAACAAGAUGGGACAUUUUCCGUCAUGUCUAGUAAAAGAAUGUUAUGAGAAUGGUGACCUAGUACCCACACCAACAUCUGAAAACGGAGAUAGUGAUUUUUCGAAUGAAGAUCAUCCCGAGUUUGUUACAAGCGGUCCACCACCGCCACCACCACCAGUAUUUACACCACCCGAAUUACCACCAACACAUUUGUUCCCGACUCAAGUGAUUGUUACCCAACCAACGCCAAUCGGUGAUCAUGGACCUCCUGGAAGUUUUGCCCCAGAAGUUCCACCUAAAUCGAAUGAAUUUUCAAUGGUGAUAACUCAAAAUCAACAAGAACAGUAUGACACGCAGUUUACGGAGGAAUCUUCUGUUACAGUAUCAGUAAACGUGCCCGGUGUACCACAACUGUUUAUAGAAAACGAGGACGAAGGUUCUGGGCCUCCCGACGCUCCUCCGCCACCGGCACCUGCACCUGCGUCCGACGGUCUAGGCGUCGCUCAAAUCGUUAUCACCGCCGCAACGCCAAUGAUGGAAGAACCGGAAAAGCCGUUCGGUCAAGAAACAGAAACGGUCGAGACCAAAGCUGAACACCACAGCGAGGAGGUUCAAUCGGAAUCGAAAUCGGAAGAGGAACAUCGUAUGAGCGUGGACAGUGAUUACUUUCCGGCCACAAUACCGGAAGAAUCCGAAGACGAUCUGAAAUUGCUCGAGACCGAUCACCACGCCGACACGGGUUUGCCGCCCGAGCUCGAACCCGGACAACUGGCCAAACUUCACAAUCUUAAAGAGUCGAACGCUUAGAUAGAUAUUUUCAUCGUCUUAUUUACUUCUUUUUCAAGGUCGACUAUAUAUAUAUAUAUUAUGUUUAAGGUUCUACCUAUUAUAUAUUAAAACUAAGUGUUCUUGUUUAUGUCGUUAUCGAUCAGUAGAUAACCAAAUCUUUAACACUUGCUAUAUAUAAUAUAAAUUAAAUGCUUACGAUAUAAUAUAUAUAAUAUAUAUGGAAAACAUAAAGCGAAACUUAUGUGAUUGUAUGUUAUACGUUACUGUUUUGGUAGUAAAAUGUUAACCGUCAAUAAUAUUUCCUUAACACACGUAUCUUAUUAAAACUAUAUACAUUUAUAAAAUCAGAAGCACGUUUAGAGACAAAAUUUAAGAUUAAUUUGUUUAUAGUAUUCUUCUUCUUGUCAAGUAUUAUUUUCAAUAGGGUAGAAAAUAAUUAUUAUAAAUCUUAUAGUUUGUAUAAGUGACGAACAUGUUAUACUAUUAUGUGACUUUUAAAUAUUAAUAAAAAUGUAUUUUAUAUUCUCAGUUUAUGUGUACCAAGAUUGAUUCACUCCAAACAAUAAGGAUCAUGUUUUCGUCACAUUAACCCAUAGUUGAAACAUAAGUAGUCUGACUUGUGGUAGUUGGUGUUUCAAUAAUAUAUAAAUUAUUAUCAAUUAUUGUGAACAAUGUGAACCUACUUUGAUCUUCACUAUAUAAGUACAUCUAGUAUUGUCAUUCUAAAAUUAUUGUGAAAAUUACAUUUUUUUUUUUAUCAAUAGUUUGUCUACAAUAAUUAAUUAUAUAUAAUAAUGAUUAUUUAAGACAAUGAUAAAGAUUAUUGCGAUUUUACGCCGAUAAUAGUGAUUAACUGACGAUUGGCGGGGAAUAUAUUUAAGUGUAAUGCUAUACAUACUACAUAGUUAAUGAUUUAUAUGCCUCUUUCUACAUUAUUUUAUCAAAAGUAUUCACUAUUGUGAAAAGUAUGACUUUUCAUUAUUCUUCUAAAAACGAAAAUCGAACAAGCCAGUUUUCAUUUUGAUAAUUCAACGUAUAGAAUAUUACAAAUCGAAAAUUAUAGGUAUAGGUAUGUUUAGUUUAAUUAUUUCAAAAAUUUGGCCAAGUAUAUCAAUUUUUUUUUCUUAGAAUUUGUUUUGAUUUAAUCUAAAGUAUCAGGUCUGGCCAUUAUUAGAGUGGCUAUGCGUGGAAUAAAAAAACGUCUAAACGUCCCGAAUAUUUGAAAUUUAUUAUAUUCAAAGACUGUCGUUUCACGUUUUCAACUGUACUUACGCGUUUUACCUAUACCUGUAAUUUUUAAUUUAAUUAUAAAAAUAUUACGUAACUUGUCUGUUAUAGUUAUGCGUUUGAAAUUAAUUUCAAAAAUACGACGAGGAGUCAUUGAUAAAUGAUAAUAAUUGUGUAUUAAAGAGUUAACCAUUAUUCCAUUAUCAUGCAAUGUGAGUACAAUUAUUACGUGUUUUAAUUACCUAUACCACUAAAACACCGAAUUAUUGUUUAUUCAUUUAUAAAAUGCCAAUUUUUAAACGACGUAAUUACGAUAUUAUUUAAUAUAAUAUUAUGUUUUUAAUAUUUGACAAUUAUUGUAUUUACACGAUUACCAUAUUAUUAUUUUAAUUGUUAAUUAUUGUAUUCGAUGAAUUAAUUUCAUUUAUAAUAACGCCGUUUUACAAAAUAUCAUGUUUAUAUAGAAAUAACAGAGAAAAACCGAAUAUCUCCGUAACAUUCGCCAAACAACACUGUAUAUUUGUUUUGAUAUUGUACUUACAACAGACACGUUCGGUGGUAGGUAUGCAAUAUAAACCACGUUUACCUAUACAAUGGUGAAUAUUUACUUAAAUAUUAUUGUUUUAAAAUAAUAUAUUUUUAUCGAACGGGAAUGUUUGAGCUUAUGUCUUUAAUCGAAUAUAAUGCUCAGAACGACCAGUGAAAUAGUUGAGCAUAGAGCGCCAAUAAUCGUAUUCAUGAAUUCGAAUAAAUGAUAAUAUUAUUUUUAGUUAUUGUUGUUAAAUAAUGUAAUAUUUGUAACAUGUUAUUAUUAUUUGUUUUUCUUACGACGAUCUAUGUUUUGUUCUACAUUACUUCGGAGAGAACGGAUAUGAUUUUAUGCUUGUGCGACUUAAAUAGCUACCAUAGACAAUUUUAUUAUUAAUUGUUAAAGGAGUGCCUUUUUCGUGUACGUGUAUGUCAUAAUAUUAUAUUAUAGUCGUUAAAAUGUUAAAUGGAUACAAACAAUAUUUAAAUCUAUAGAAAUUAAGACUAAACUAUUGAAAUCUGUUUAAAAUAUAAUAUAUAUAUAAAUCAUAAUAAUAUUUGGUAUCCUAAUUUCUACCUACUAUAUCAAUAAAAAACAAAUAAAUAUUUCGUAGCAAUAUUUAUAUAUUAUAAUGAUUAACGACGGUUCGUUUUAUAUAGAUCAUUUAAAAAAUUAUAAAUUUGCCUAAAAUUAAUUGAUUUUUAACGAACAACAAUGACGUGUUAAUCAAUGUAAACCGUUUAUUGUUUUUUUUCGUACCUGUAUUGUAUUGUAUUUGUUUAGUAUUGUGUUUUAUUAAAAAACCAAAACCAUAAA